AUGGUCCGGGACGGUGCUGGUUUUGUCUUUGCGAUCCGGGCUUGGAUUAAGGCUUGUCGGGAAGAAGCACAUCACUUAGUGACGAAGCUCACUCAGCUAGGAGGGAGACCGGUGAAGGCUCGAGAACUUUUCACCUCCAGCGUGCUGAACAAUAUUCUGUUCUACUUGGUCGGGGCCCGCUACGACCUGGACGAUCCGAAGCUGGAGCGAAUGACUAAGUUUGUGGCGGCCUUGUCGGGAGUGGGCUUGGAUUUCUCAUUCGAAAAUCUGCCUGCCUGGAUAAAGUGGUUGUCUCAUCGUCUCUCCGUGGAAAGGAACAGUUCAGCCAUAUCGAGCCACAUUGAAGAAUUUAUGGAUUACAUGAGCGAGGAAGUACGCAAGUACAUCAAUAUUCGAGAAAGCCAGCGGAAUGAAUGCUUCAUGGAAUCAUUCCUGAUGGAAAUUGAGAACCGUGAAGACGAUGACGAGUGUUUCACAGAGAGCCGCCUGGUAGGGAAUGUGUGCGACCUGAUGGUUGCGGCGACCACCACCACGGCAAAUGUGCUUCAGUCGCACAUGCUGCAGCUCGCUUCCGAGCCGGAAGGUCUGCAGGCGCAGCUACAGCAUGAGAUCGACGCUGUGGUGGGCCGUGAGCGGCUGCCGACGUGGGAGGAUCGUGUCUGCAUGCCCCUCACCAUGGCCGCUAUAUGGGAGAUGUACCGCUGCAAGCCGCCGACCCCCAUUGGUAUUCCAAGAGAGGCAGCUGAGGAUGCGCAUUUUGGUAGCCACUUUAUACCCAAGCAAAGCGUGAUUCUCUCCAAUCUGUGGGUGGCCCAAAGAAAUCCUGACCUAUGGGAGAAACCUAAUGAAUUCAACCCCGGAAGGUUCCUGAAGCAAGAUGGUUCUGUACAGCUAACGCGGCCGAAAGGGGUUCUGGCCUUCUCAGUCGGAAAGCGAAUGUGCCCGGGCGAGUCCAUGGCGAACGCUGAGGUGUUCCUAUACAUGACGUCACUGCUGCAGAGGUUCCGAAUUCUGCACGAGGAAGGCCGCAGUCUGGACUUUCACAACACCAGUGUGCCUGCUAAAGAAAUAGCAGAAAUAAAAGUCCGCUUUCUGUCCCGCUGA
Molecule: messenger RNA, 1104 nt
Organism: Dermacentor albipictus
Lineage: Eukaryota; Metazoa; Arthropoda; Arachnida; Ixodida; Ixodidae
Source: RefSeq, a predicted model, not a curated record